Molecule: messenger RNA, 2106 nt
Organism: Girardinichthys multiradiatus
Lineage: Eukaryota; Metazoa; Chordata; Actinopteri; Cyprinodontiformes; Goodeidae
Gene: ddx18
Product: DEAD (Asp-Glu-Ala-Asp) box polypeptide 18
Exons: 14
Coding region: 49-1950 (633 amino acids)
Biological process (GO): maturation of LSU-rRNA from tricistronic rRNA transcript (SSU-rRNA, 5.8S rRNA, LSU-rRNA)
Cellular component (GO): nucleolus
Molecular function (GO): ATP binding; nucleic acid binding; RNA helicase activity
Source: RefSeq, a predicted model, not a curated record
UCCUGAGGGGUCCUGAUCGUCACAUUUUUACACACGUGUUGUACAACCAUGGCGGACCUACAGAUGAAGCUUCUCCGUAAGAAAAUCCAGAAAAGAACCGAAAAGAACCGAGAGAGAAAACUGAAGAAGAGACAGACAGAAGAAGAGGAGGCUGUGAGGUCCAAUGGGCUGGAAGAUGAAGGCGGCGAGGAACCUGCUGCAGACAGGGAACCCAAGAAGAACCAGGCUGAGGAACCAGCAGAGGACUGCAGCGCAGAACAAACUCCCCUGAGGAAACAGACGAAAAAGAAGAAAAGAAAGUUUCCAGAAACAGAGAAACAAGCAGCUGAGAAGAAAAUCAGGACUGAGGAAGAAGGGGACAUUAAUGAUGAUUCAGUGGAAGAUGAAGAGGAGGAAGAAGCUGAAGCUGCAGAGGAAAAUCAGCCUGAGCUGCCUGCAGGAUUAACAGGAGCGUUUGAGGACACAUCGUUUGCUUCCCUCGCCGGGCUGGUCAGCAACAACACCCUGAGAGGAGUGAAGGAGAUGGGCUUCGAGCACAUGACCGAGAUCCAGCACAAAACCAUCCGCCCCCUGCUGGACGGAAGGGACAUUCUGGCUGCUGCUAAAACCGGCAGCGGUAAAACUUUAGCCUUCCUCAUCCCAUCUAUUGAGCUGAUUAACAAACUCAAGUUCAUGCCCAGAAACGGCACUGGAGUGGUGAUCCUUUCUCCCACGCGUGAGCUGGCCAUGCAGACGUAUGGAGUGAUGAAGGAGCUGAUGGUUCACCACGUCCACACGUACGGUCUGAUUAUGGGGGGCAGCAACCGCUCAGCCGAGGCCCAGAGACUGGCCAACGGAGUCAACAUCCUGGUGGCCACGCCGGGCCGCCUGCUGGACCACCUGCAGAACACCCCAGGAUUCAUGUUCAAGAACCUCCAGUGUCUGAUUAUCGACGAGGCCGACCGGAUCCUAGAGGUGGGCUUCGAGGAGGAACUGAAGCAGAUCAUCAAGCUGCUGCCCAAGAAGAGACAGACCAUGCUGUUUUCCGCCACUCAGACCCGGAGGGUGGAGGAUCUGGCUCGGAUCUCCCUGAAGAAGGAGCCGCUGUAUGUGGGAGUGGACGACAACAAAGACAGCGCCACCGUGGACGGCCUGGAGCAGGGAUACGUCGUGUGUCCGUCUGAGAAACGCUUCCUGCUGCUCUUCACCUUCCUCAAGAAGAACCGCAAGAAGAAGCUGAUGGUGUUCUUCUCCUCCUGCAUGUCUGUGAAGUUCCACUAUGAGCUGCUGAACUACAUCGACCUGCCUGUCAUGGCUAUCCAUGGCAAACAAAAGCAGACCAAACGAACCACCACAUUCUUCCAGUUCUGCAACGCCGACUCCGGCAUCCUGCUCUGCACGGACGUGGCGGCUCGAGGACUCGACAUUCCUGAAGUGGACUGGAUCGUCCAGUACGACCCGCCUGAUGAUCCCAAGGAAUACAUCCACCGGGUUGGCAGAACCGCCCGAGGCAUCGACGGCAGAGGCCACGCGCUCCUCAUCCUGCAACCCGAAGAGCUCGGCUUCCUCCGGUUCCUGAAACAUGCCAAGGUCCCACUGAGCGAGUUCGAGUUCUCCUGGAGUAAAAUCUCUGAUAUCCAGUCCCAGCUGGAGAAACUGAUCGAGAAGAACUACUACCUCCACAAGUCGGCCCAGGAGGCCUACAAGUCCUACGUGAGGGCGUACGACUCGCACUCGCUCAAACAGAUCUACAGCGUCAACACCCUGAACCUCCCCAUGGUGGCGCUGUCCUUCGGCUUCCAUGUCCCCCCAUACGUGGAUCUCAAUGUCCACAGCAGCAAAGGUGUGAAGCUGCAGAAACGAGGUGGUGGAGGCGGGUUUGGAUACCAGAAGUCCAAGAACGUGAAGAAAUCCAGAAUCUUCAAGCAUGUCAACAAAGGAAAGAGUGACAGGAGACAGUUUUCUCGCUGAGCUCCACCUUCUGGGUGGAUUCCUUCUCCUCCUCGCUGAUCCAUGCACCUUCAUCACAUAAACAUUGUAGUAAAGAAGCUCCUGAUGCAGCUUCCUCUGAUCCUAUCCUGUAAAUCCACGUCUGUUAAACAUUUAUAAUAAAUGACCUGAAAAUCA